AUGAGUCCUGACGAACUCUUGUACUAUCCGUCACGCGGCACCGUGCGCCUUGAGGGCUUGCCCCAGAAGCAACAGUACGUGGAGCCCUACAACUCUCCCUACAUGUUUCUAGAGCCCGAUCCUGGCGGUAGGGUCUCUAGUUCGUCUCCCCUCAAGUCCAAGCAGACGUUUUGCGCCAUCGGCAAGAAGCUGGGCGGCUACCACGUGUAUCGCUUCAACGCGGCCAAAUCAUUCGGCUGUCUGGGCCCACUGCACCCGGUGCGGAAGCUGUGCGUGCGACUCGUCACCAGCCAGUACUUGGACAUGUUUGUCCUAGCCCUGGUGCUCCUUAACACGCUCAUGCUGGCCCUUAAGUACCGCAACUUGUUCCUCGACUCACUGUUCCUCGCACUAUUCACGAUUGACAUCGGGAUCCGGGCGGCAGCCAGGGGAUUCGUGAUGCACAAGUACAGCUACCUGAGCGAGCUGUGGAACUGUCUAGACUUUGUCGUCACCUGCGCCGGGGCCAUCGAGCUGUUUGGCGCUGCUGUGGGGCUCGGCGCGCAGCUACAGAUACUCAAUUCAUUCCGGCCCUUCCGCCUUUUCAAGGUGCUCACCGUCUUCCUGGGUCUCCGGGACAUCGUGAACACCAUCAUCAAGGCAACGACGCGUAUGCUGGAGCUUAUUGUGCUGCUGUUCUUCUGCAUCUGGGUGUUCGCCACGUUCGGCCUACAGAUGUUCAUGUCGGUACUGAAGCGGCGCUGUGUGGUGAGCAGCGAGCGACUGGGUGUGGUGGACGCACAGCUGUACAAGCACAUGGCGAACAACCGCAGCCUCUGGAUGCGCACGGGCUUCGACAAGGACGAGGAUCGCGACCGGCUGGGCUUCCCCUGCGGGAACCUAUUGGCUGCCUAUGCUUGCGAGCCGGGUUUCUCGUGCGUGACGGUAGACGUGGUGGAGGAGCGACGUGUGUUCCCAUCCUACGACAACGUGGUGGACGCCGUGCUCACCACCUUCAACAUAUUCAGCCUCGACAACUGGAACAUUCCCUACAACAUGUUGCUGCAGGCUGUCGGCCCCGCGUGCUUCCCGCUGUUCCUGUGUACCGUGAUGUUCGGUUCGGCGUACCUGAUUAACCUGAUGCUUGCCGUCACCGUGCACACUUACGUCUUGGAGAACAACCUCAAGCGAGCUCGCAGGCAACAGAUGGAUCAGGGAUCUCUAAUGGACUUGACGCUCUUCCAAGAGAUAAGCGAUUUCGAGGUCAACGUGGACCACCUGUAUGUCCAGCCACUCGUCAGCCUGGCUCAGAUACCUAGCGCCCACAAGGUGCGGCAGCUGCGCUUCCAGCAGCGGCUUCGACGCGGCGAAGGGGAGGCCCUCACGCGCGAGCUGGGCUUCGGUGCCUUCGCCGACAUGGUGGUGGACGCGGCGAAUGCGCCCCGGCCGCUGCUGCGAGCCGCCACACGCGCCCCGAAGCGGCCGACCAGCGAACGCGAGCAGCACAUGGACGCCCACGAGCAGCCGCUGUCUGCUGCAGCUGCACCGGUGCUGGGGGCCGUUCGAGCCCAACGUCGCCAGCAUUCGGGCUCUCGAGUGGACAUUCCUCUGCGAGCCGACUGGGCCACCGUGCGACUGGUGUGCCUGGAGCUGGAGAAGAGCCCAAUCCUGGACCUGACCAUCCACGUGCUCAUCAUCCUCAGCACUCUCUUUCUCGCGCUGGACGGCAGCUACGCGAACGCUCAGUUCAAGAGCAUGCUCACCUGGGGAAACAUGGCGGCCAGCGUGGCGUUCUUGAUCGAGAUGACGAUCAAGCUAUCAGCACGGGGCUGGUCCUUCUUUCACAAGAAGUUCUCGGUCCUCGACCUGGGCGCCGUGGUCUGCAGCAUCACCUCCGACUUGCUGGUGCUGUUCCGCUACGAAGUGGGCGUCCGCACUCGCUUCCUCCGCCUCUUCCGACUGGUGUACGUGGCUCGCACUUGGGACACGCUUUUCUACAUGCUCAACAUGAUGCUGUCGCUGCUCAAACCGCUCAUGAACCUGCUGCUCGUCAUCAUGCUCGUGGUCGUAGCGUUCGCCGUAGCCGCCGAGGACAUCUUCGACUCUGGAGACCGGAAGCCGGUGUCACGGUGGAACAGCCACGACUUUAUGCACAGCGUGCUUCUCAUGGUGCGCCUGUUCUGCGGCGACAUGUUCGACCCGCUGGUCAACUGCUUCCACGAGGGUUACGGCAGGCUGCGGUGCGUGGCCUUCUACAGCGCUGUCUUCUUCGUCGGCAACUACGUGCUGCUCAACGUCUUUCUCGCUUUCCUGCUCAGCAGCUUCAACGUCGACAGCAUCGUCGAGAGGAACUCGCCUGGAGAGAUCCUCUUCGAGAAGAUUGUGUUUAACUGCAAGUCGUGUUGCAAGCGCAGCUGGAAGCGAUUAUGGCAACCCUUCGCCAAUGGGACGCAGACACUUCCCACCACAGAGAAGGGCCCUGGCUGGGCGAGAAACGCUUGGCGCGCGGCCCAGCGCCGAGCCCGAGCCCUGACGGGCCACCGCGCGUUCCGUCUCCUCGUGGCCCUCCUCAUUGUGCUCAGCAGCAUCGUGCUGUGCCUGGAAGGUGGCCCUAGACCGGCCAUGGUGCGCGGACGACUGGAGCUGGCGAGUGCGCUGUUCACCGUGCUGCUUAGCGUGGACGUCGCCCUGGUGCUUGUGGCCAAGGGCCCGCACGCCUACUUCUCGUCCGGAUGGCACCUGCUUGACUUCAUUGUGCAGUCGACGUCGCUGCUCUACGAGGUUUUUGACGUGAUCGGCGUUCAAGGCUCGGUGAUCAACGUUCUGCGCGCCACCAGGGCUCUGAGACCCGUGCGAAUCGUCUCUCUGUUGCCGGGGAUGAAGGUGGGAUUUAUAGCUUCUCUAUCAAAGGUCUAA
Molecule: messenger RNA, 2895 nt
Organism: Rhipicephalus microplus (southern cattle tick)
Lineage: Eukaryota; Metazoa; Arthropoda; Arachnida; Ixodida; Ixodidae
Product: sodium channel protein 1 brain
Biological process (GO): membrane depolarization during action potential; neuronal action potential; sodium ion transmembrane transport
Cellular component (GO): plasma membrane; voltage-gated sodium channel complex
Molecular function (GO): voltage-gated sodium channel activity
Source: RefSeq, a predicted model, not a curated record